Klebsormidium nitens is the source of this 3159-nucleotide messenger RNA. Lineage: Eukaryota; Viridiplantae; Streptophyta; Klebsormidiophyceae; Klebsormidiales; Klebsormidiaceae. The record is from the annotation of a GenBank genome assembly.
CACGUUUGCAAGUUCAUACACCACAGGGCGCACUGCGGCAAGAGGCUGAUCAGCAGUGAACUGUGAAGGCUGAAGAAGGCGUCUGGCUGUGAACGAGCGCUGGUGGAGUACCACCAGUAGGGCUUUGUGGGGUCAGGAAAAGCAACCCUUAAAUGGGCAGAGGAUUUAGUAGUCGCAGGGUUUCAAUGGAGUGAUCAGGGGCGACUUGAAGCAGAAAAGAUGGUGGGCCUUCCAAAGGUUGGAUUGCCCAAGCUGCCCUUUGGCGGGAAGGGGAAGGGCGAGGACGAUGAGUUCCAGUAUCGCAAGUUUGGGGAUGACCCCAAGACCCGGCCGGUCAACGAUGACCUGCUCGGGUACUCGGACUUCCAAACGGACCCGAGAAAGAUGAAGCGGCGCACGCUGUCGCCGUCGGAAAAGGGAGAAUGGAUCGGCGGGCUGCAGGGGGCGGUUGCGGAGCGGCGCGCCUUCCGGCGGCUGCAUGCGCGCAACUGGAAGUUGUGGGACAUCUUCGAUUUGGGGAGGCCGGUGGACGUUGCGUACAUGUCGGGGGGGGAGGCUGUGCAUGAGAAGUACUGGCGGAAAUGGCACCGUGUGUCCAUGGGCUCGCAAUACCGCGAGCGUAUCUACUACAAGGAUCGUGUUGGGCUCACUCGAGGCCCUGCCAGCCACCAGGACCUGAGGUUGGCCUACGCGUCGGGCCUGAUCGACCGUGACACGUUUGUGUGGGCAGGAGAGAUGGACGAGUGGGUGCCGCUCGCGUGCGUGUACGGCCUCGACGGACUAGUCGUCACGCCCAUGUCUGUCGGCACGCGCGCGAUCACGCUCGGCAUCCUGAGCGCGCGCCACUCCGUCAAGAAGAUUGCCAACAAGCAAUGGGGGGCCAUCAAAGUGCCCCCCAUCGCCAACUGGAAGCUGGACCCCUUCGCGGGCGCGGGCCGCGACCGGGAAGAGCCCGUCCAAAAAACGAAGGAGAACAAGGGCCAGUUUGAGGCGGACCAUGAGGCGUACGAGGACGACGUGGCGCGGGCAGGGACGGUGGACUUUCUCGAGAAGCGGGCGUCCGGCCGGAGCGGGCGGCCCGAGAAGCUGGACGCCAUCGACCAGGAUCCGGACCCGGACGCGCGGUCCAAGGCCGAGAUUCGGACGCCCAAAGAACGCGCCAAGGAUUUGGAGCACAAGAUCCUGGCGCCGCGGCUGGCGAAGCAGCUGUCGCCGGACGAGUUCGAUGAGCAGAUGGAGGAGCGCGACAAGAAGGACAAGCUGGAGCACUUCCUCAAGACCGUCACGCGCAAGGACGUCCUCGAGGGCCGCCCGAUGCCGGAGGGUGUGGAUGUGAUCAGCGAUUACAACGAGGUGGCAGUGAUCGACCGGCCGGCGCCGGGCAGCCAGGAGGAGAAGGAGAUCUGGGACGACAUCCAGGCGCGCGACGACGAAGACCGCGUGGUCACGGGGCCCUGGCACGAGGUGUUCGAGCGGGGGCAGGACGAGCGGGACAAGCACGCGGUGCCAGAGGGCAUCCGCCACAAGCCGCGCGACGUGAACGAGCAGUGGCGCUUCAACCUGCCCAAGAUCGACCCGCGCCUGAAGGUGCCCCUUUUGGAGGCGAUCCAGAAACGGGUUAUUAAGGAGGUUAAGGAGGCGUUCGCGCCCGAAGUCGAAACGCCGCCCGAAGAGCAGACGUGCCGCUUCCCUGACUUCCCCUGGACCAACGGCAGCGGGGGGCUGCCCUACGACGGGCUGUUCGAUCUUACGCGCCCCAGGGGCAAGCGCAUGCCCGGCGCGAUCCAGGACGCCGCGCGCCUGGGCGGCAUCGCCGACCGCGACAUGGCGCUCAUGGAGUCGUGGUACAUCAACAUGCUCCACCCGCUGGACGAUCCCGACCUGCACGCGCAGUGGCACGGCCGCUUCAAGCGCAUCAAGGAGGAGCGCUUCAUGGAGAAGAUGCUGGCGGGGCCGUGGCGCGACCCGACGCGCGCGCUGCGCUGGUUCCCCGAGGAGGACUGGGACGACCCGUACAAAGACCACGAGUUUGCCGUCGACCAGCGCAAGGGUGUCGGGCGCUACCCGUACAUCAAGCCGUACGAGUACCAGUCUGCGCCGAUGCCCCUCGAGUUGGACGGAUUCGGGCGCCAGUUCGCCCCGGGGCUUAAGAGCCUGGACGAUCUCCCGCCCGAUGACCCGACCCACGUGCCGUACGAUGGGAAACUGGACAGGUCGCCAAUCGCCGACUGGGAGCGGCCCGAGGGCUUCGGCAUGUUCACAUUCCCCGGUUGGCGCAAGCUGAGCCGCGACAUGUCCCCGCACAAGGUGGAGAACGAGGAGGAGCUGCGCGCGGAGCGUAAGAAGCUAGAGAAGGAGUUCAAGGACCUCGAGAAGAAGGAACUAGAUGUGGUCAACAAGUACGUGGAGGCCAACAAGGCGAUUCGGAGCCAGCCGGGCUUCUGGGAGGAGAAGGCGGACUCCAUGUGGUUCCGGAACGACUCCAUGGACGAGCUGAUGCGGAACAUCAAGUGGCGCUUCAACAAUCGGGAGAAGAUCGACAAGGUGCUGUCGGCGACGAGCAAGCAGAAGAUGGUGGCGGAGCAGGCCAAGCGGCGCGCCAAGAUGGAGGUCCUCAGCAGGGCCAAGGUGUCCGCCGCCAAGAAACUAGAGACGGACCGGCGCGCGCUCGAGAUCGCGGACGAGGACGAGGCCGAGGAGGAUUAGUUGAGAACAGGGCCCAUUUUAGGAAGGAGCGCAGAGUUACUUUGAGAUGCAGAACCAUGCGGGAGUAUGAAGGGGUCUACGACAAGGUACUGCUCACAGUAAGCUCGUUCGAGGCUCAUUUUUGACUUGAGGAGGUGGACACAAUCAGGUAUUGGUCCUUCGAGUGACGGUUGGAAGUGGAAGUUGGUAAUGGACCAUCAAAAAUGUGUCCUCUGCAAUCGUGGAUUCGGGCCUGGCGCUGUUGGUUCAAAGUCAGCAUGCGCAGGUUUAUUCCGAAGUGAAGCCUGUGGCAAGUCAAUUGCAUUUCUGUGCCUUGGCCGGUCAACUGUGGAUCGGUUGAAGCACGAAUGACGAUUAAAGGGCAGGGAGCCGUUGUCUUCAUCGCGGCAACUUGCCAAUUACACGGCACAAAGGCUUGCCGCUCACUUCAGAAAGAAUUGGGUCAGUUCUACG